Messenger RNA from Eurytemora carolleeae, 3934 nucleotides. RefSeq lists its product as uncharacterized. The transcript has 6 exons. Gene Ontology annotation, molecular function: zinc ion binding; RNA polymerase II cis-regulatory region sequence-specific DNA binding; nuclear receptor activity. NCBI's taxonomy places the organism in Eukaryota, Metazoa, Arthropoda, Copepoda, Calanoida, Temoridae. The record is from RefSeq and is a predicted model, not a curated record. Gene Ontology annotation, biological process: positive regulation of transcription by RNA polymerase II; negative regulation of transcription by RNA polymerase II; cell differentiation. Bases 179 to 1819 code for a protein of 546 amino acids.
CUGGCCUGGCCUGGCCUGACCAGUCUGUAUCAAACCUGCCUCUCAGUCUCAGUAAGAUCGUUUCACACAAUAAUACGCAGUUUAUUCAACCCCUUAAAGUGGAGUUCAAUUAGAGCUGGUGAAGUGGUUAGUGUGAGAAUGUGUAAUAGAAUGGACAUACUUUGAGAAUUUCUAGAAAAUGGAUUACAGUAGUGAUGAGGAGACUAGUCGAGGACAGGAGGAGGAGGGAGGAGAGAAGGAGGAGAGGAGGAGGAUGAGGAAGGAGAUCAAGGCCGGGACGGGGGAGCAGAAGAUCCUGUGCAGGAUAUGCGGGGAUGGAGCUGUCAGGCAUGUUCACUAUGGUGGCCAUUGUUGUUUCUCCUGUAAAGCAUUCUUUCGUCGAGCUGUAAACUGGCAAACCAAGAACAAGAGAACCUUUCAGUGCAAGUUUGAAUCAGGGUGCGAGAUCAACAUAAAGAACAGAAAAACUUGUCAGUCAUGCCGGUUUCAGAAGUGUAUAACGACGGGUAUGAAUCCCUCCUGGGUUCUGUCUGACGAUCAGAGGAAGAAAAGGUUCAAAAAGUACAGAGAGACCGGAGAAUUAAGUCCUACCAGUAGUCAGGAUUCUAGUCGCGAAGGGGAACUGGAUUUACCCCUGGAAAGGGGUUCAGGGCGGAGAAGAGCUAAGUCUGCACCCUCUCACGCGCAUAGACAGGCUAGUCGGUUCAAUCAUGAUGAUCUGAGCCUACCAGCCUCUCAGCCGGUCAGUCCUUUAGAGCGUGACUACGGAGCGUGUCGGAUAGCAAGGUGUAGUGGGGAGCUUGAUAUCAAAACGGAGCCGACUCUACUCUCGCCGCUCCGUGAGGAUCCUUUUCCUUUCGGGUUUGAUCCUUUGGAUCAUGUUCCUAUAAAAGAGGAGCCGGAGAUGGAGCUGGAUGACUUGAACAACCUGCAAACUCUGAUCUCAACCUGCGACUUUGUCACGUUAGAGGAGGAGAAGAAGAAAACGGAGGGAAAACCCCCAGAUUUUUCUCAAUAUAAACCCCCAGAUUUUCCCGAGAAUAAAAUCCCCGAGUUUCCCGAUUAUAAACCAGAUCGAUCCUCGAAGGUUGAACUGGGCCAGGAGGAGAUGUUAUCGCUAAUGAAGCUCGAAAUGUCGUUUGAAAACUCGAGUUCGAGUUUUCCCGUAAUGAGUGCCGAGACAGCGAGUAUCUGGAACUCUGUCUUGCUCUCCUGUAACUUCGAUACCUUGAACAACCGUCUCACUAAGGGUUUGCUCAGUGAAGCUGUUGAACUGUGUCUCCGACGAAAUCUAAUCUUUCUGCAGGAGAACUUGGACUUUACCUCGCUCAGUGUAGAAACGCGCAAGCUGUUGUACGGCAAGAACAUGGUAAGCAUGUGUCACGUUCGCGGACUCAUGCUGCGCUCUUCUAGUGCGCAGAACUUCACCUGUAUCAGUAACUCUAACCUAGUUCAGAUUAGUUACAAGAAUAUGAGAACCGGAGAGAUGAAACUAUGGAACCUAAUGGAGGAGGAAGAGGAGGAGGGUCAGGGGGUGAAAGAAGGAGCUACUGAGACCACCAGCUCCCUCCUCCACCUAGCGGAGGAGAUAUGGAAACUAAAAUUAGAACGAGGAACCUUCCUCAUCCUUCUCCUGGUAGUUCUAUUUUCCAGCCAGGGUUGUAACCUACAAUCCUGCUUCAUGGUGGAUAGGUUUCAGAACAAGUACCUUGCCCUACUGUACAGAUACCUGCAGAGCCAACACGGACAGGAAACUGCACAGAAACAUUUUACCAUUAUAAUGAAGUUCGUUCUUGCUCUGCUUACCAACUCCUAUUAGAACAAAUUCCCACUCCUAUAUCAUGAUACCAACUCCUACUUCGAUAUCAUUAUACCAACUCCUACUCCUAUAUCAUGAUACCGACUCCUACUCCUAUAUCAUAAUACCAACUCCUACUCCUAUAUCAUGAUACCAGCUCCUACUACUAUAUCAUAAUACCAACUCCUACUUCGAUAUCAUUAUACCAACUCCUACUCCUAUAUCAUGAUACCGACUCCUACUAUAUCAUAAUACCAACUCCUACUCCUAUAUCAUGAUACCAGCUCCUACUACUAUAUCAUAAUACCAACUCCUACUAUAUCAUGAUACCAACUCCAACUCUUAUAUAAUUACACCAACUCCUACUCUGAUAUCAUAAUACCAACUCCUACUUGAAGAUAUUACAAACUCUCUUAUACUCCAUAAGCCAUGCUACCCUAUUCCUCCUUAUACCUUCAGUUUCUAUGAAACUUUUACCUAAAAUUACAAGUGCAUUGUACACUAUGUACAACGCAAAAUGCAACGAUGCGUACAGAUGCAACCUACCUAUCUGCAUUAACGUGUAUGAAACUGCUACAAAGUAGCCUGCCUAUUUAUAUUCAAGUGUUGUAAAGUGCACAAUCUAAAGCCUACUUAAGAGUAUCAUAGUGAUACUAAAUAUACAGAGAUAUAACCUAACUAUAGGGAUCAAAGUCACUGUUGCAAAUUUGGAGAAAAUUUCGGCAAUGUCAAAAAUGAAAGUGAUAAAAAUUUAUCAAAAAGAUCAAUUAGUCAGAAUAGCACUUGUUGUCAGCAUAUUUUGGUUAUGCUGUCGACAUCAAGUUUUGUUUGUCAGCUCACUCCUAGGUUUUGACGUUGUCACAUUUUUGUGAACGGGUUUCAACAAAUCGGGUCAAAUCUUCAAUAGUUUUUAUUACAGUACAGUACAGUACAGUACAGUACAGUACAGUACAGUACAGUACAGUACAGUACAGUACAGUACAGUACAGUUUGUAAAGUACAAACAGUACAGAGUAGUACAUUACCACUUGGUUACAGCUAAACAAUUAUCAAGGCUUUCUUGUCCGGGAAGGAGCUAGGUCAAAAGAUGCAUUUAUACAAGUUUUUGACAUUGUCAAAAAAAAAUCGAUAAAAAGUGGAAGUGUACUAUACUGUGUGUUUGUGCUGAUAAUAGUUUAAUUGUUAUUCAUUGUAAAUGUUAUUUAUUGUAAAAUGUCUAUUUAUCGUUGUUCGUGAUAAUACACGUAAAAUAUUACAACCCCCCAUUUCCCCACAUUAUUUCAUCUUAGACGACCAUCCAUCAAUCCCUUCUCCUAACCGCUCCAUUUUAGCUGAUAUUCCCUCAAUAGCUGAUUAUCUUCCGCUUCAUCAUGGCUGAGUAUCCAAAUAGCUAAUUAUACUCUUCUUGGCUGAUUAUCCUCCUCUAGCUUAUUAUUCUUUUCAUAUCCAUUCAUAGCUGAUUAUGCUCAAAUAGCUGAUAUUCCAUGUAUUGCGGAUUUUCCCUUCCUAGCUUAUUAUCCAUUCAUAGUUAAUCCCUGUAUAGCUGAUAAUUCCUUCCUAGCUGAUAAUCCUCCCAUAGUUUAUUUUUCUCCUAUUAGAUGAUUAUCCAUUUUUAGUCACUAAUUCUCCUUAUUAUCUUCCAAUGGAUGAUGAUUAUUGAUUAUCCAUUAAAAGCUCAUUAUAUUUUCAAAUCUAAUCAUAUCUUUAUAGUUUAUUAUCCCCUCAUCUUUGAUUACUCCUCCCUAGUUGAUUUCUCGAUUGCCAAUAUUUCCUCCUAUUGAUCAAUGAUCAUCCCACCCUAGUUCGAUCAUUUUCCUAGCUGAUUGCCAUUAUUAGCUAAUAAACUGCUUGACUGUCAAGUCGGACUGAAACGCCGGUACUCGAGUCAAACAAAAAGUACGUAAAUAUCUUACCUCAAUUCUUCGCUCCGGGUAUAUAAUUCAUAUAUUAAAAUAGUUAAGAACCAGGCUAAAAAAUGCAAUUUAUUAAUUGUGUCAUAUGUUCUUAAUCAACGUACAGAGUAUUUGACGAGAAUACUCUGAAAAUAGAAGUGUGAUCAAUUUCAAUAGCAGAAUAUUGUAACGUGAAGGAAACGAUAUGUUAUAUGUACAAAAUCGUCAUUUGUAAAAUCAAUCU